This is a messenger RNA of Anopheles marshallii, 2046 nucleotides long. It is a transcript of the gene Atac3, whose product is annotated as inversin-B. Bases 1 to 2046 code for a protein of 681 amino acids. The record is from RefSeq and is a predicted model, not a curated record. Gene Ontology annotation, biological process: positive regulation of transcription by RNA polymerase II. Gene Ontology annotation, cellular component: nucleus. Gene Ontology annotation, molecular function: transcription cis-regulatory region binding; protein binding. The transcript is spliced from 6 exons. NCBI's taxonomy places the organism in Eukaryota, Metazoa, Arthropoda, Insecta, Diptera, Culicidae.
AUGUUCACGGAGAAGAUUUUUGACAAUCUUGGCGUGGAUAUGAUAACCAGCAAUGAUUCGGAAGAAUCGAUGGAGAAGUUUACGGGCAGCAUCGGCAGCAAUAAAUAUCAAUCGGUGAUAACGGACCUCGGGAAGGCUUUGCUGCAGGCAGCCCGCACAGGAAACACACCGAAAGUGCUCGAUUUGAUGGGCCGUGGCGCACCUUUUACUGCAGACUGGCUCGGCACGACACCACUGCAUUUAGCGUCACGAUACAACCACAUCGAAACAUGCAGGGCAUUACUAAGGGCCGGCAUAAGUAAGGAUUCAAAAACCAAGGUCGAGCGAACGCCCCUGCAUAUGGCCGCCUACCAUGGUAACAUCGAGAUCGUGGAACUGUUGCUAAGCAACAAAUGUGAAGUGGAUGCAAAGGAUUUGCUUAAAAUGACUCCACUGCACUGGGCAGUUGAAAAACGCCACGACAAGGUAGUGGAAAUGUUACUACAGCACGGUGCAGAUCCGAAUGCGCUGUCCAAGUUUGACAAGUCACCAAUACUGCUUGCCAAAACCACAAAACAGAUGGAGCUGGUGCGGAUACUGAAGCUAGCGAACGAGUUACGUGCCGCAAGCAGCGAACAAGUAGGGAUAAAGGAGGCAACGGAUAGUCUAAUGCAUGAGCUGCAGCAACACAAAGAACGUCAUGCGGAAGGUCAAAGCGCAAUGGCGAGCGAGAACGACGAGAUAGAGGAUAAUAUUACGAUGGAACUGAGUAACGAUAGUAAUGCCAAUCUGUCGGAGCACUCCGACCACCACCCGCUCAACGAUACGGACAUGCUCAUCGAGAAGGAGGACAGUCUGAGCGAUGCCAUAACGAAUCUGGAGCAGAGUACGGAGACGGAUCCGAAAAAUCUAGACUCGUCCACGCUGCAAAUGCUCAAGGAGCACGGUAUCGCCUUUAUGCCGACGGACGAAGGUGGCAGCGUGAUAACGUCCGCUAUCAAGAGCGGUAGGAAAAUUGUACUUUCGGAAGCGGGGAAAUACGCACUCAAGGAAACGAGAAACCUUCACACUCAACAGCAGCAACAACAGCAACCGCACCAUUUACAAAAGCAAACCUUCCACACGGCAUCAUCCAUCCACGGUACGAACAUCACGCACUCGAAAACUAAGACAAUCAAAAUCAUCAAAAAACAACCCUCCUCAUCGCACCUGCACCAUUCACACCUGCAUCACGUGCAUCACACUAGCACGGGUGCCACACCAACGAUAAAAACGAAUAAAGUGAUCAAAAUUCUAUCGCCGGAAGAGUUUAAACAAAUCUGUGGCGGUGAGGUCGGAGGCAUUAAGCGUGUGUCCUCGUCGGAAUACAAGAAAGCGGUUGGGUCGGCACCUGUGAGAGUUCCUAUCGGUGGUCGGUCACAUGUCAUACCAUCGUCCGGUGGUAGCAUGGGCACGAAACCGAUCAGCAAAAUCGUUAUGACGAAAUCGGGUCAACGGUUUCCGAUGGUGACGGCUGCCGGUAAGUCCGUCAGUGACCUUGUACAGGCGAAAGUUAGUGGUAGUAGUAGUAACAGCAGUGGCAUAUCGAAUGGACUGUCCAGUGGCCACAAUCGGCACAUCAUAACGUCGGUGGAUGGUGUAAAACGGAUUCGGACCGCUGCCGGUAUGGAGAUAAUUUCGUCACUACCCACCAAACUGCCCCAGGAUACGGUCGUGUCGGUCGAAUCGUCGCCGGCGCCUCGGGUAGGCGCCGUGUAUCAUCGUGUUACCACGAUAGGCAAUCAUCAUACGACCGCCUCCACCAAGUCUAUCUCCUCCUCAUCCUCCUCCUCGAAAUCCGGAAGCGGGCCGGCGUCAAACCUGGUGGUGGAAUUGCUCGAACGACAACAGGUCGAGCUGAAAAAGCUCAUCGAGGAUCUGCGGAAACAGUUCGAACUGUCGCAGCAGCAGAACGAGGAUUACCGGGCCAGGGUGGAAAAACUGGAGAAAGAGGUGCAAACGCUUAAGCAGCAGCAGCAGGGAUCGAGCGGGACGGCAACAACGAGCGGGUUGGUCGAGAUCCUGUAG